This is a messenger RNA of Pseudophryne corroboree (corroboree frog), 3666 nucleotides long. It is a transcript of the gene TPCN2, whose product is annotated as two pore segment channel 2. The coding region runs from base 14 to 2488 and encodes 824 amino acids. The record is from RefSeq and is a predicted model, not a curated record. The transcript has 25 exons. Gene Ontology annotation, molecular function: voltage-gated channel activity; intracellularly phosphatidylinositol-3,5-bisphosphate-gated monatomic cation channel activity; ligand-gated sodium channel activity. Gene Ontology annotation, biological process: transmembrane transport; monoatomic ion transport; calcium-mediated signaling. Gene Ontology annotation, cellular component: lysosomal membrane. NCBI's taxonomy places the organism in Eukaryota, Metazoa, Chordata, Amphibia, Anura, Myobatrachidae.
CGUGCCCCGCGCCAUGCUAUACCGCGCACCCGGCAGCCUGUGUACAGUGUUCUACUACUGUCAGAGUCAGAGCAGGGAUCAUUGCCAGGACGGCACUGUGGUCCCUGGGUGCUGGCUGUCUGCUGUGAGGGAUAUAGCCUGGUCGGGCGGGAUGGAGUCGGAGCCCCUGUUGCCCCCUCUUGACAGGAGCUGGUGUGCGGACCCGGACUUCAGCAGCUCCCUGGAGAGGGACCCCAAAUCCAGAACCGGCUCCUACUGCUCCACUGCCAGUGCUGCUGCUGCCCUGGGGCACGGGGGGCUGCCCAGGAGGAGCUCCAAACUAGAGGCGUCUAAUGGAGCUGUAGAUGAAAAUCUUUAUGUGAAGCAAGCAGUUGUCUUUAUUGAAGAUGCAAUCCAGUACCGCUCCAUAGACCAUCGCGUUGACCCGAACUCUCUGCGUCUGUAUCAGUGGUACUACUCGGAUGUGUGCCAGUGGGUUUUGAAUGUAACAAUCUUUGUGAACCUGGCGCUUGCAUUUAUCGAGAAGCCCUCGUCGCUGACUGUGUCAUCAGAUGUGCGCUUCCGCACUGCGGCCUGGGAGCCUCCCUGCGGAGUGACCGAAAGCAUAGAGCUCCUAACCUUCCUGCUGUUUAUCGCAGAUCUUUCUGUAAAGAGCUAUUUAAUUGGCUGGAAUGAAUUCAUUAAGAACAAGUGGCUUCUGUGCUACAUCCUGGCUCUCCUGGUCUCCGUUGUAGAUUGGACGGUAUCUUUAUGCUUCCUGUGUGCAGAGGGGGUGAGAAUCCGAAGACUUUUGAGGCCGUUUUUCCUCCUCCAGAAUUCUUCUCUUAUGAAAAAGACCUUAAAGUGCAUUAAACGAACACUACCUGAGAUGGGCAGUGUGAUGCUGCUCCUGGCUUUGCAUCUCUGUCUCUUUACCAUGUUUGGUAUGCUGCUGUUUGCCCAUGCAAAGGAUUCUAAGGUUGACAUUGAGUGGUUGAGAUACUUCCGCAACCUGCCAGACUCCUUGACGUCACUCCUGGUGCUACUGACCACUGCCAACAACCCUGAUGUUAUGCUUCCGGCCUAUUCAUUCAACAGAGCUUACUCCCUCUUCUUCAUCAUAUUCACAGUGAUCGGGAGUCUGAUUCUAAUGAACUUGCUGACAGCCAUUAUAUACAAUCAGUUUCGGGGCUAUCUAAUGAAAUCGGUGCAGGCGUCAUUGCUCAGACGGCGACUGGGGAUCCGAGCAGCAUUUGAAGUCCUGUCAUUCUACAGGGAGUUAUCAUCCCACGAUUGUUACCAGGAGGCCUGCAUAGACUGUGAAACAUUCAUUAAAGUGUUACAGAAUGUCAAGAUGAACACCUACUGUAAAAUGGUGAUCCUGGAGAAAGCGCAGUCCUGCUCCAGCGGUGUGAUCUCCGCAGAGAUGUUUCAAAAACUGUUCGAUGAGCUUGAUAAAGAUCCGGUCAGACAGCACCCUCCACAACCUGCGUAUCAGUCCAAGUUCCUGCAAGUUCUGCAGAUCGUUGGUAGUCAUCGCUACUUUGACUACCUGGGGAACUUUGUUGCGCUGGCCAAUCUCCUCUCUAUCUGUGUUGUCUUGAUGGUAGAUGCAGAAAAAUCCGGGAGCGAUCGAGACGACUUCUCUUUGGGCGCCAUCAACUGCUUCUUCAUUCUGUACUACGUCCUUGAGAUGUCACUGAAAGUCUUUGCCCUGGGAUUUAAAGGCUACAUCUCGUACAAUAGUAACAUCUUUGACGGAUUCCUUACAUUCGUUCUACUGGUCCUGGAAAUCGCUACUUUCAUACAAUACAGUUUCCCUCAUCCCGGCUGGAAGCCGGACAUGCAGGGGCUGCUGUCUCUCUGGGAGAUGGUCCGACUUGUCAACAUGUUCAUUGUGUUCAGAUUUCUGAGAAUUAUCCCUAAUAUGAAGGUGAUGGCACUAGUGGCGGGCACUGUGCUGGACCUAGUGAAGAAUUUACGGGCAUUUGCUGGAAUCCUUGUGGUGGUAUACUAUGUCUUUGCUAUAAUUGGUAUUGACCUGUUCAAGGAUGCCAUUCCUAAUCCCGGAAAUGCCAGUAUUCCGAGCAAUAGAAGCUCCGGUAAUGAGACGCUACAGUGCGGAACCUUUGAGCAGUUGGAAUAUUGGCCAAACAAUUUUGAUGACUUUGCUGCCGCCCUGGUAACUUUAUGGGAUGUAAUGGUGGUGAAUAACUGGCAAGUCUUCCUGGAUGCUUUUUCCAGAUACACAAACCCAUGGUCCAAGCUGUACUUUGUGGCGUGGUGGCUGGUCUCCUCUGUGGUCUGGGUGAAUUUAUUUGUAGCAUUGAUUCUUGAGAACUUCAUCCACAAAUGGGAUCGCAGUUACCGGCACUCGAUUUCUGCAGCUCAGCAAGAAGAAUACCACAUGACCGUUCAACUUAUGUUCAGGGACUAUUUGGAAGAACCAACAGAUGAGGAGCUAUUGGACCGGUUGCAUCACCACCCUCACCUCCAUCUCUCCAGAUGACCCACACUUUGUAGAGACUAUUUUAAUCGGGAAUUAAUCACUAAGCUGCAAUUCCAAAAAACAACUUGCUGCUUUUAUAUACAUGAAAAUUACUGCCUCAGUCUGAAUCUGGCUACGCCAUACAUUACAGCAUGAGGGCUAUACCAGACUGCUAACCUCUAGAGGGGCUUAUUACAUGGGCACUUUAUUAUGUUACCUCAGAGGGCUGAUUUUACCACAGUAACAGAGCGAGAUAAUUGUUCUCUGAACCGUUUUAUACCCCUGGUUGUUGACUGAUGGCUUCUUAUUGGCUUCAAUGUAUAACAUGGUAGCCUGUGACUUUACGGAGGCGCAAAGCUGCCGUGUCGCAAUCCCUGGUCACAGGCUGAGUGGUAGUGCUGGCUCCCAGUGAAAAGAAAUGCCGCGUUCUCAUGAGUCCGGCCCAGAAAAUAGCAGCCGUCCCUGUGCGUGUGUAGAGGACACGUUAAGGAAAUUUUUAAAAAACAUCCCUUAGUCCAGAUUACUUUCAGAUCUGGAUAAAUUAUUUUGUCUGAUGCAGUGAAACUGGGAUUCCAUUCGGAUCAAUUCUAAAGGCAUUUAUCAAGAUUCAGCCUCACGAUUCUGCGAACUGUGUUAGGACGCUGAUUUCUCCAAGGGCAGAGUUCUAUCUCCAAGAGCUAAAAUGACAAACAAUUGAGUGUUGUAAUUUUAAUAACAAAUCACAGAUUCAGUUAAAUAUAUGGACAAAGCUUUUGUAAAAUGAUUGUAUUUUUAGUUGACGGUGACAUAUGUUUUAUAAUGACUUAUUACAGUGCAUCAAGAAUAUUUAAUAUUUGUGACCAAGCGGAGGGCUUAUUAACGCUCUGUUUUUUAGUUAUUUUAUUGUCUCUCACAAAAUGACAUAGAGUAAUGCAGACUCACACGGACAGGUUGUCCUUUCAAGCACUUUAAACGGCUUGUUUGGUUUUGUUUUUUUAGGUUUUUUUUCUUAUUUUUAAAGCACAAACUGCACAUUUUAAUACUGAUGGGUGUGAUUACAUCGGAAGCCAACGAGGUAGUGCUAAAAGGGUUUUGUAAUGUUAUAACUUAUUGCACAAAAGGAUAGUUUUAGGUCUUAUGCCCUCUCUCUUGCAGCACUGAUGUCAUUGCGACAGAAUUUCAUUAUUUUUUGGGAUAAAUAAAUAUUUUCAACAAAGUAA